UUGUGUCCUCUGAGAAGAAGAAAGCAGCUGUCUGAUCCUCCUGCUGCAGACUGACUGAACUAAUGUGUUACUAACAUGGACUAAACAGGGAGGUGGAGCGCUGUUUCGUCUCAUUUGGACCAAAUGUUGACAGUCAGGUGCAUUUUGAAAACAUCUGCCAAGUGUCUGAGCUCUCUCCCAGUCAGGAGGCGGCGGAGCAACCUGCAGAACAGUUGCAGGAUGUCGACUUGUCCUCGCCCGGUGGCGGCGGUGUGUCAGGUGACAGCCACCCCGGACAAACAGGCCAACCUCUCCGCCUGUAAACAGCUGGUGGAGGAAGCCAAGGAGCGAGGGGCCAGCAUGGUGUUCCUGCCCGAGGGCUUCGACUACAUCGGGUCGAGCCGAGAGGAGACGCUGUCGCUGUCUGAGAGCCUGACGGGAAACACCAUCUCACAGUACACACAGCUGGCCAGGAAGUUGGAAGUGUGGCUGUCUCUUGGAGGAUUUCAUGAACGAGGACACGACUGGGAGUCAGACAGACGAAUCUACAACAGUCACAUCAUAAUCAACGAUAAAGGUGACAUCAUCUCAGUCUACAGGAAGUCUCAUCUGUUUGAUGUGGAACUGCCAGAAAAAGGCGUUUCCCUUAAAGAAAGUGCCUUCACCAUCCCUGGACCCGCCCUCGUGCCUCCAGUCCAGACUCCCAUCGGCAAGGUGGGCCUGGGGAUCUGCUAUGAUCUGAGGUUCCCUGAGUUAUCUGUGGCCCUGCAGCGGUGUGGAGCCGAGGUUCUGACGUACCCAUCAGCCUUCACCGUCGCCACAGGAGCUGCUCACUGGGAGGUGUUGCUGCGUGCCCGGGCGGUGGAGACUCAGUGUUUCGUCCUGGCGGCGGCACAGGUCGGCCGGCACCACGAGAAGCGCUCGUCGUACGGCCACGCCCUGGCGGUGGACCCGUGGGGCGAGGUGCUGGGGGACUGUGGAGCGGAGAAACCAGGCGUGGUGCUGGUGGAGAUCGACCUGGAGAAGCUGAGCAGCACCAGGAGGAACAUGCCGGUCCAGCAGCACCGCAGAGACACCAGAUUCUACCACAGCCUGGACACGACCUGACGACAACAUCAAACUCUUUUUGUCCCGCUGCUUCACUUCAUUUGAUUCUGAUUAAUGAGAAGAUUACAGAGGAAUUAUUAUUAUCAGCUUGUUUAUUAAAGAUGGUAGAAACUUCAGUUUACUGUGUGAGAAAAUGAGAAUACAAACUUGUUAAAUGAAGCUGUAAAUUAACCCGUGAGGCCUCUUUAAAAUGAACGUACACUUAGACUCCUUGGGACCCAAAUUGGGCCCUCCCAUACAUGUGCCAUAAAAAGUGAUAUAUAUUUAAAAAAAAUGUUCACUUUUACUGCAUCAAACCUUUUAGCAACUUCUGACCUAACCAUAGAUAUUAUAUUUUUUUAAUUUAUUUUUCAUUUUUUAUGUUUGUAUUCCCUUUUUCUCAUAAGAACCCUGAUUUUUCAAGGGCAAAAACACAAAAUAUGCAAUAUUUUCAAAAAUAAGGUGCAAAGUGGAAUAUUUGGGGUGAGGUUAUUACAGCCUUGACCAGGUCAAUAAUUGAUAACAAUGUUGAUUUUUACGCAUUGUUAUUUUUGGAGCUAUGAAAGUUUAUUCGACUUAACUUUACACCCUUAGGUCCCAAAACGGUCCCUCUCAUAAAAGUGUAAUAAAAAUGUGAUACAUUCAUUAAAUUAAUCAAAAAUUAAAAGACAUGCAUUCCUAACAAAAAUAAAAAUAAAUGGGUACAUCUUAAAGUAAUAAUGAUAAUAAUAAUUAAUGAAUUAAUAUAAAAUGAUAAGACAUGCAUUCCUUAUUUGUGACGCAUUAUGAGACUCAAAAUAAUAUUACAUUUAAAAUAAAACAACUUUAAAAUGUAGCUUUGUAAAUAUGAAAAAAUACCAUAAGAACUAAAAGUUAAUAAUAAACACAUUUAAAACAAGUGAUGGUAUUUUACAAAUUGAUUUUUUUUAUUAUUAAUUACGUUUGUUGGAUCAGAAGUAUUUAUCUAAUUUUGUUUGUGAUGCAGAAUGUAAAUUAUUGCAGCUACACAAACGUCAAAAUCUUUUAUUUAACUGAUUGAUCAGCUUUUCUUGUUUAAGUUUCUGUCAUUACUUUAGUAGAUAAUCUAUUUUUUAAUCAUUGAAACUCACUCAAAAUCAAGAAAAUCAGCUCAGACCUCAUGAACCUGUGAUUGACAUUAACUGUACUGGUCGGUAGGUGGCGCUGUUGGGUCGUAACGAGAUAAUAAACAAGAGGAAACAUUCCCUUUGUAGUUAAAUGACAGACAUGCAUUAACCUGUGGUACUGAAUAAAUUCCUCUGUAACUUUUCUGUGAUUUAAUUGAAUACUGUUACUGCUGAGAUAUUAAAAACAUCUGAAAACAU
Messenger RNA from Centropristis striata (black sea bass), 2408 nucleotides. It is a transcript of the gene nit1, whose product is annotated as nitrilase 1. Gene Ontology annotation, molecular function: hydrolase activity, acting on carbon-nitrogen (but not peptide) bonds, in linear amides. NCBI's taxonomy places the organism in Eukaryota, Metazoa, Chordata, Actinopteri, Perciformes, Serranidae. The transcript is spliced from 6 exons. The coding region runs from base 124 to 1086 and encodes 320 amino acids. The record is from RefSeq and is a predicted model, not a curated record.